AUGAGUGACGAUGACUGUUGCCAUGAGAGUUUUAUCACAGAGACUUCAGCUGAGAUGAGGGUUGCCUAUAUACUUCAAGUGAUCCUCAAUUCAGCGGUUUCCCUUCUACUGUUACGAGCUGUGCGAUCACGGCGUGAACGUCAUGUUCCGGCCCAUCCAAACUUCAAGGUAAGCAGUUACACCUUCCUCAUAAUAGUGACAUUUUAAAACUUAAGAUUCUAAUUGCUAAUGCCGCUGUUGCGACGUGGACGUUUACGACCUUUUCCGCCCUCACUUCCUCAAUUUUGCUCUUCAAUUCAUUUCGAGCAACCCCAGAAAACUGCGCGACUUUGAUGAGUAGAUCAACCUGUCUUCUUUUGCGAAUCCCAGGCUCGUUUCCCAUCCCAAUGUUCACAAGUGUCCAUAUGAUGUUGUUCAUCGAGAGAUGCGUGGCCUUUCUGAUGAAGAGCAGCUACGAAAAGCAAAUGAAAAUAAUGGGAGUGACAUUUACUGUAAUUGCAGUAAGUUGAAGUCUCUUUUGUAAUUGGCUAAAAAUAAGAUUUGUCCUAAUUGUGAAGGGAAAGCCAUUUUUCGCCGACUUCUUUAUAAACCAAUUUGGAGUAAUGAUUCAUUCUUGGUAUAAUAUUUAUACGCACUUUGGUAAUCUCCAAAUUUAAUCUUCUUUUCAGUGGACAUUCUGCUUUCCAUUUGAGUUUAUAAUGAUUGGAAAGGUUGAUCCCAAAGAAAAGGUGGCCCAUUGUGUGCUGUCCGCCAAAGAUGCGGUUCCAUUCUAUGUUCUAUUUCUGGAAAUCACAACUCUUGUAGACAUUGGCACUACAUUGGGAGAUCUUUUGUUACGCUGCCGAGCUCGAAGGAGUGUUCGAAAGACUCGUGAGAUUGCGUGAGUUUUGACAUUUACAUGCAUAUUAUAACUUUAUUAAUUGAACUGUUGGUCUUCAUACACAGCGUGUACGUAGCAUGGGCCCCCAUUCUAAAAUCGGCUAAUAAAUUACGUCGUGAGCCCAAAGAACACAGCCCAAAGAAUACUUUUUUUGAGAUGUAAAAGACGCACUAAUUUUCAGAAAUUUCGAAAACUACACGCUUUCAAAAGCGUAUCAACGAAAUGAGAAUCUUCGACUGAUGACAAUGAUGGUCCCCAUCUCAACAGUCUUUGCCGGGGGACACUUUGUUUUUGUCUACACUGCUCUACGCAUAAGGUCAUGGCUUCCAGUCUAUGCUAGAUUCCGACUGGGCGAUGAUCCAUCUCCAGAGGCGCUGGGAAGACUUGGGAUUGCGGUAUCUGAGCUGAAUAUGUCGGUGGGUGGAGCUAUGAUUUUUUAAACUGUUAACGCCCGCAAGCGACAAAUCAAUUCGCGAAAAUAUUAGUUUCCGCCUUAGUACACAGCGGUGAACAAAUUCGCGAAAAAUACAAAGAUUUAGAGGAAAUAAAGGCUUGUUUUUCCUAUGUAAACUACAGUUAUUGUUUCAGGUGUUCCUUUUGCUUUUAUUUACCGUAACGAGAAUGUAUAUUCUAAUGGGAGAGAAGUUAAUGAACGAGAAACAAGCGACAACCAACAGGCCCAAUCACGCCGUGACCUUUUCCUUAUUUGAAGAUCAAAUGAAUUCUCAUCUCAUGGCCAAACGACGGGAAUCAAGGCCAAUCUCAGUUCCUAAUAUGGGGAAAGUAUGA
Messenger RNA from Bursaphelenchus xylophilus (pine wood nematode), 1669 nucleotides. NCBI's taxonomy places the organism in Eukaryota, Metazoa, Nematoda, Chromadorea, Rhabditida, Aphelenchoididae. The record is from the annotation of a GenBank genome assembly.